AUGGCCCGCGGUAUCGUGAAUGCCGCCAAGUCGGCAUCCAAUGUCAUCUCUGUCAACCAGAAAUACACAGUCCAGUCCACCGGCAUCUGGGAGCGCAUCCGUCGCCUUCUCGCUAUUGACCCUGAACGUUCUACGGGUGUCCCUCUGAACUCUCAAUUCCGUUUCCCCACCCCGGGCUCAGUGCCCCCUCUUGCCUACGAUGACCCAGUCACCAUCCCCGCAGGCGAUAUCGCCGACAACCCAUACUGGAAGCGGGACGUCCGGAGGAGCUACCCCCAGCUGAGCACCGUGCGCCAGGCCGACGCUGUUAGUCUGCUCACAGUCGGAAGCAAGGCAGCCCCCAAGGACGACGUUCUCAAGAUCGGACAGGCUGGAGAGCAGCAGUUGAUUGCUGUCAAGGAGCAGGGCGAAGAACGCGGCCUCGCGGCUCUCUUUGAGCAAGAUAAGAAGAGCGUUCAGGGUGUUUUGGGUGCCAAUGGCUUGCCCCCCAACCCUGCCAACAUCAACACUGCCUCGAAGUCUUCACAAUCCAAGUACGAGCUUGGUACAGAGAACGGCUACCCCGAGAAAUAUACCUGCCGCACCUUUGUUUGA
Penicillium crustosum is the source of this 594-nucleotide messenger RNA. RefSeq lists its product as uncharacterized. The record is from RefSeq and is a predicted model, not a curated record. The transcript is spliced from 3 exons. The coding region runs from base 1 to 594 and encodes 197 amino acids. NCBI's taxonomy places the organism in Eukaryota, Fungi, Ascomycota, Eurotiomycetes, Eurotiales, Aspergillaceae.